UUUAGUUAUUGCUGAUUCUGGCAUUGAUACAGUAGUCAGGAGACACGAGUGUGUUAUUGAUAUUUUUUACUCGGUCUCAAAUGAUGGUCUCGAAACAAAAUACUGAAAUAGGUCGUAACACUGUGCCUGUACAAUGUGUGCUACCGUGAUGUGUUUCCAGGGGAACGUAUAUGAGACGGACUUGUAAACAUUUCAAGCAUGGGUCCGCUGCCAACCCACUAAUGAGCUAACUGUGGCGCUCUCGUGUAGCUUUGCUCAACGUGGAACUUGCAGGCAGACAUGGGUUCAGGAAAUGUGAUAGGUGUUCAGUUCAGCCAGCCUACUGAAACAACACGUAGAGGCUCUGCUUGCUGCAAUAUUCCACUAGGUUUUCACACAUGUUUAUGUUAAGUUAGCUCGUCAGACCAACCUAUAGUGGAGAUAUGAAAAUACUCUUUCUUGCUUGUCUCAGCCCCAAAACUGGGAACCACACUACAGCUGAGAGGAUAAGGUCCCACAUUGAAUCAGCAGGACACACUUGUGAGCUCAGAGAUGCAGCAGAAUUUCAGUCUCCUGCUGAGGUGGCAAACCUAAUAUCUCAAAAUCCUCCAUUUGAGGCCGUACUGGCCAUUCACCUGUUCAAAGCAGGCAAACUUCUCUUAGACAUCCAAGUACCCUUUGGCGUUAUCUUUGGCGGAACAGAUAUAAAUGAAGAUGUGAAAGUUGAGCAGAAGCUUGUGGUUAUGGAGCAGGUGCUACUGAAAGCCAGGUUUGCAGUUGCCUUUACUGACAAACUGAAAGAAGAGGCACAGUUGUUUUUGCUGUCCCAGAACAGUAAAAUCUAUGUCCAGCCCCAAGGUAUCCAGACGGAAGUGAGUAAGACAUUCAGCUGGACUGAAUUCUUGAGGAGCUCAGGUGUAAGCAGCGAGCAUGUGGAUGAGCUGCGUGUCUUCCUGUUGGUCUGUGGCCUCAGGAGAGUCAAGGACCCCCUCUAUCUGGUGGAGGUUUUUUCAGAAUGGCAUUGUGAGAAUCCACUGAAUGUGUUGCUCAUUAUUGGGCCAGAGGUCGAUCCUGUAUUUACUGUUGAAGUGGAAGCCGUUGUUAAAAGAACAGCAGGGGUCUUCUUGGCCCGGGAGAGGAGCCAACAGGAGCUUCAUGCUGCCAUGAAAAGGUGCUUCGCCCUGGUUAACAGCUCCGUCUCAGAGGGCAUGUCAGCAGCCAUUUUGGAGGCCAUGGAUCUCGGGGUUCCUGUGUUGGCCAGGGACAUUCCAGGAAAUGCAGCCAUAGUGCAGCAUGAGUUCACUGGCCUACUGUACUUAUCUCCUCAGGAAUUUGUGCAUCAAUCUCAGAGACUGUUGUCAGAUCAUGAGCUGAGAGAGAGAGUGGUGAGGAAUGGAAAACUCUACGUAGAGGAGCAUCACAGCCUGAAACAGGAGAGAGAAACCUACCAGCGGCUGGUGGACACUCUGCUCUCAGCGUAAGGUCACAGCGUUCAGCCACACUCUGUAAACUUUCUCAGGAACUUCAGCGACAGAGAGCAGGGCAUUACACCGGCAGAAAUAUCUAUCAUCAGAAAUAUUAUCACAGAUGCCUUUAGUCUGUCUGUUGAGAAAUCAGGCUACAGAUAUGGUGCAGGGAACAAUCCUGCACUGCCAGAUUGAAACUCGGCUGCAGAGCACUUUGAACCAAAGACCUAGAGUAGAUAUUUUUGUCCUAUUAAUAAAUUUAAUAUAUUUGAAAUACAUGAACGGUUAUUUAAAGUUUGGUUUUUAAUAUAAAAAGACUUUCUGUUCAUUUAUUCUAUUUAAUAAAGUAGUGGUCGGUGUUGGACUGAAA
Molecule: messenger RNA, 1815 nt
Organism: Centropristis striata (black sea bass)
Lineage: Eukaryota; Metazoa; Chordata; Actinopteri; Perciformes; Serranidae
Gene: glt1d1
Product: glycosyltransferase 1 domain containing 1
Exons: 12
Coding region: 423-1460 (345 amino acids)
Molecular function (GO): glycosyltransferase activity
Source: RefSeq, a predicted model, not a curated record